UUUGGCUGCUGCCGCCACUGGGCAGAUACCACAGAGAGGGGUCUGACAACACUGAGUGCUCUCCAGCCUGGCUCUGGCUCCAAAAAGAAGUGAAGAGAGUUAGGACUGACAAGUGGGCAGGACUCAACAAGGAACUGCAAAACAAGACAUUUAGGGAGCAAAAGGGAAGAAGUGGUGAUCUUGAGUCAAGAGAUCAAGUCAAGUGGAGCUGGAGGAAAUGUCAUCACUGGUAAAGGAGGACCUGGAGAAGAAACUGUUUAAACCUCUCCGGCAGAAUCUGUAUGAGUUUAUUGAAAUUGAGUUCUCGGUCCAGGACAGGUAUUACCUCUGUGUGUCAGUGACCAAAAGUGAAGAAGUAAAAAUAAUUAUGGUGAAACACUACAGAAUAGGUUUAGAUGAAAAAUAUGAAGUAAAAAAAAAGUGGUCUUUGAACGAUCUGCAGAAGAUUGAUGGAAAAGAAGCAGAUACAGACAAUCCAUUUUUUGAUCUGCACUUCAAGAAAGUGUACUGUUUAGAAGCAUAUAGUUGUGCUUCUAAGUAUGCCUUUGCUCGAACUGUAAAUAAGCUGAAUCAUGCAUAUCUUAAGAAGGACUUACAAAUCGUGAACUUUGAUUCUACUUACAUUAAUGAUGAUUCCAUUUGGUCCUCCAAUAACAAGGACUGCUUGGUUCUUAUGAGAAUAUGCUUUUAUGCUUUCAAUCUUGUAUGUUUGUCUCUAUGUCCUUUGCCACUCUGAAAAUACACAUUCCUUCAUCAGGGUUCUUUGAAAAUGAUUUCCUAAGUAAAUACUGAUAAUCAUAAUUUUUGUUUUCUCUCUUCAGUAGUAACUUAUUUUUAUGAAAAUAAAAUUAUGCCUUAUAAAUUGCA
Molecule: messenger RNA, 867 nt
Organism: Erinaceus europaeus (western European hedgehog)
Lineage: Eukaryota; Metazoa; Chordata; Mammalia; Eulipotyphla; Erinaceidae
Gene: EXOC1L
Product: exocyst complex component 1 like
Exons: 3
Coding region: 218-736 (172 amino acids)
Source: RefSeq, a predicted model, not a curated record